Wasmannia auropunctata (little fire ant) is the source of this 1476-nucleotide messenger RNA. RefSeq names its product AP-3 complex subunit sigma-1 (gene or). Gene Ontology annotation, biological process: Golgi to vacuole transport; intracellular protein transport. The record is from RefSeq and is a predicted model, not a curated record. NCBI's taxonomy places the organism in Eukaryota, Metazoa, Arthropoda, Insecta, Hymenoptera, Formicidae. Bases 342 to 917 code for a protein of 191 amino acids. Gene Ontology annotation, cellular component: intracellular membrane-bounded organelle; AP-3 adaptor complex; membrane coat. The transcript has 3 exons.
AAGUGCCGAGGAAUGCAGGCGAUUGAAGAGAGACUACUCCAUGACUCUGAUCGUCUGGGGGGAGCGCAUCUUUCAAUGCUCGUACACUGACAGACACGUUGACAGCCGUUGACAGCUAACCUCGGAGUUCCUCUCCGUGCGUCAUUAAUUAUCAAUUAGCGGAUACCGAAACGAAGAUUUCCCGUACCUGCCAAAGAGAAAUAAUGAGGAUUAAAACGUCGGAGGACGAUCGUGGUCGUAGAACAUAACCUCUCGCGCACCGAUGACCGUGCGCUCUCAGCGUGGCGACAGGAUUACCGUAAGGUCGAACGGCACUAAUUGACAUUCGGUUACACACAGACAUGAUUAAGGCGAUCCUGGUCUUUAAUAAUCAUGGGAAACCUCGUCUUUCCAAGUUCUAUCAGUACUUCAACGAGGAUAUGCAGCAGCAGAUAAUAAAAGAGACAUUUCAGCUUGUUUCGAAGAGAGACGACAACGUGUGCAAUUUCCUGGAGGGCGGCAGCCUGAUCGGCGGCUCCGACUACAAGCUGAUCUACCGACACUACGCGACCCUCUACUUCGUGUUCUGCGUCGACAGCUCGGAGUCGGAGCUGGGGAUCCUGGAUCUGAUACAGGUCUUCGUCGAGACCCUGGACAAAUGCUUCGAGAACGUGUGCGAGCUCGAUCUCAUUUUUCAUGUGGACAAAGUCCACUACAUACUCAAUGAGCUGGUGAUGGGCGGUAUGGUCCUCGAGACCAACAUGACUGAGAUCCUUACGAGGAUCGAGGAUCAGAAUAAAUUGGAAAAGCAAGAGGCGGGAAUCGCAGCAGCGCCCGCGCGUGCUGUCUCGGCCGUGAAGAACAUGAAUAUACCGCAACAAAUAAAGGAUAUGAAGCUGCCUGACUUGCCGCAAGCCAUAAAAGAUCUCAAAUUCUGACCAGCCGUCACCUCGUUGGCACCCAGCUGACUGGUCUCCUCUGUCAUCCCGAGCGUAACCGACGCCGCCGUCGCACCGAGGACACUUUUUCCCUCCCUUCAAGCAAGCGAGAACGCACCAAUGCUGCCUGCCACCUCCGCGUAUAUCCCGUCUCAGCGAUAUCAGAGUACGAUACCAAGACCACGGAUGAACCACUAUCUCUUUUGAAUUCACGGCAAUUCCUCCGGCAGGGAAGUACGAGAGCUACGAGGAAAACAAAAAAAAAACCAAUUUCGAGAAAUUUCUAAACGAGAACAGAAAUUGAACAAGACGAGAGAGAGAGAGAGAGAGAGGAUGUUUCGUAGAUUUUUUAUAUGUGUAUAAUAGGAGAAUAUAUUAAAAACGAGAUAUCAGGUCGACGAAUUCAGCUAAUAGUAUUGGCAACUUUUCGAUUGUCCAGUCUAGUAGUCUAGCUCCGCGUUUCGUUACAUGUAAGAAAGACAUGUCCACAGUCAUUCACUGGAAACCAUUAAUGUUAUAAUAAAGAUAUAUUUAAUAAAUAAAAUAGCAUUAUUGCAAA